Messenger RNA from Stegodyphus dumicola, 1134 nucleotides. It is a transcript of the gene Usp16-45, whose product is annotated as ubiquitin specific protease 16/45. Gene Ontology annotation, molecular function: cysteine-type deubiquitinase activity; zinc ion binding. The record is from RefSeq and is a predicted model, not a curated record. Lineage: Eukaryota; Metazoa; Arthropoda; Arachnida; Araneae; Eresidae. Gene Ontology annotation, biological process: protein deubiquitination.
ACUAAUUAAGAUUAUUACUGUUGUUAGAAAUGCGGACUGACGUGUAAGGAGAGGGAUAUUGAAAAUCUGAUGAAGUUCAUAACUUGAUGAAGGAACUGGAAACUGUAUGAAGAGCAAAGAAUCAUGGCUAAGAAAAAAAAUAGUCGUCAGAAACAUCAGAAGGAUGUUUCUUUUGCUGAUACUUCUGAAGAAGAACUAAAUGAUGGCAUCAAACAAGGUAAAUGCUGUCCACAUAUUUCUAGAGGAAUUAAUUUUGGUCGAAUUAAAAAGAGUUUAAAGGCAUCUGAGAAUAUAAAUGUUUGCAGUGGCUGUGAUGCUGCUAAUAAAGAUGAUCCUCCUGAAGUGUGGUUAUGUCUACAGUGUGGAUAUCGAGGAUGUGGACGAAUGUCAUCAAACAAACAUGGUCUCCAACACUUCAGAACUAUUCAUUCAGAUUGCCAUUCUUUAGUAUUAAGCUCAUCCUCAGGAGUUGUAUGGUGUUAUGAUUGUGAUGAUGAAGUUCUUUUGCAAGUGUCACGCAAUCUAAGGCAGUGUGUUGAAUUUAUAAUGAAACUCAAAGGAAACAAGCCUAAUUUGAAAAGUACAGAUGAAAAAACAGGUACCCAUGAAAACUUGCAAGAAUCUGCUAUUAAAGAAAUGCAUCCUAAAAUUUCAGAAGAACCUGUAAGAGAUUCAAAAUCAAGCAAAACUCCAAAGAGUAAUGCUAAAAGCAAUAUUUCAGUUUCCAAAUCUUCCAUUAAGGGUCUACGAAAUUUGGGAAAUACAUGUUUCUUCAAUGCAGUAAUGCAGAAUUUAGCUCAAACUUACCUUUUAUAUCAGGAAUUAGAAGAUUCUUGCAAUCCCGAUUUUGUAUGGGAAGUACCUCGACUUACCAUAACUAAUGAAACUAUCAUUGAAAAUUCAAAGGAUGUGUUGAAGCUAAUUUUGCCUCGCCAGUUUCCACUUGCAAAUAGUUUAUUGAACCUUUUUAAAAAAAUGUGUGCACCCUCAACAUCAAAAGUUGAAGUUAUCAAUCCUAGUGCAUUAUUUGGAGAAAUAUCAAAAAAGUCACCACAGUUUCAGCAUUUUCAGCAACAAGACAGUCAUGAAUUAUUAAGACAAUUAUUAGAUGGCAUUAGACAAGAAGAAAUUAAA